UCUGUUGAAGCUUUUAAAAUCCGCUAGAGAAAAUUCCGGUUGUUUUAUCGGGAAAAUCUCUAUCUUUUCCUAACGGCUUUUGGCCUCCGGCGUCAAACUUUCCGUUGCCGUUGCCGUUUUCGGUUUCGCUUCUCUCUCUCUCUCUCUCUCUCUCUGUAUUUAUACAUAGAAACACAAACGUCCUCUGUUUCCGGUUUUAGAUUCUCUAUGAAUCGUAACAACACGCCUUCUCCGAUUUUGAUUCCAAAGUACAUGGUGACAUGCAUAGCCUAGAGUUUGCUGUCGAGUUGGCUUCUGUGACUGGAAUUGUGGGGUCAAGAAAUUCUACACUUCUUCUUCUUCUGCAUCUGGAUUAAGAUGUCAAGCCAAGAAGGGUGGGGAACUCAAGAUGAAAUUAGAGAUAGAAGAGCAGAUUUUGAGAAUUCUGAAGAAGAGAGAAGACGCUCAAGAAUUUGCAACCUCAGGAAGAAGGCGAUAAAUGCUUCUAGUAAGUUCACUCAUUCUCUUAAGAAAAGGGGAAAAAGAAAAAUAGAUUACAGGGUUCCCUCCGUUUCCAUCGAAGAUGUACGGGAUGCGGCGGAGGAGAUUGCUGUCCAAGAAUUGCGUCAAAAGCUCCUUGACAAGGACUUGUUGCCUGCUAGGCAUGAUGACUACCAUACUUUAUUGAGAUUUUUGAAAGCUAGAGACCUUAAUAUUGAGAAAACAAUUCAAUUGUGGGAUGAAAUGCUUAAAUGGAGAAAAGAAUUUGGAACAGAUACCAUAUUGGAGGAUUUUGAAUUUGGCGAGCUUGAUGAAGUAUUACAGUAUUACCCUCAAGGGUACCAUGGUGUUGAUAAAGAAGGGAGGCCUGUUUACAUAGAAAGACUGGGAAAAGCUCAUCCUAGUAGGCUCAUGCAAAUCUCCAGCAUAGAGCGAUACAUAAAGUACCAUGUGCAAGAAUUUGAGAGGGCUCUGCAGGAAAAAUUCCCUGCCUGUUCAAUUGCUGCAAAGAGACGGAUAAGUUCUACGACGACUGUACUUGAUGUGCAAGGCUUGGGCAUGAAAAAUUUCACGCGCACUGCUGCAAAUCUUCUGGCUUCUAUGACAAAGAUAGACACCAAUUACUACCCUGAGACUUUACACCGGAUGUACAUUGUCAAUGCUGGUCCUGGAUUUAAGAAGAUGCUUUGGCCGGCUGCUCAGAAAUUUCUUGAUGUAAAGACAAUUGCGAAAAUACAGGUGCUGGAACCCAAAUCCUUAUGCAAAUUACUGGAAGUGAUUGAUUCAAGUCAGUUGCCAGAUUUUCUGGGUGGAUCAUGUACAUGUGUUGCUGAAGGAGGCUGCCUCAGGUCUAGUAAAGGCCCAUGGAAUGAUAUCGAGAUAAUGAAGCUUCUGCAUAAUGCUGAAGCAACAUUUGUGAGGGAAGUAACCAGAGUGUCUAAUGACCAGCAGAUAUUUGACUCAUACGUUCAGAUACGGCCACUGAAGGGUAGAGCAUAUGAUGCAUCAAUUGCUGAGUCAGGGUCAGAUAUUGAUAUUGAUGAUCCUUGUUCGUCACUAGGACAAAGGAAUUCUACACUUUCUGCUUUGGGUGCAGUUGAUGAAGAAGCAUCAGAUCAAAGUGCGUACUACACCUGUGAUGAUCAUUUUCCUCUUGUUGAGAAAUCUGUCACAACUAAUCUGGGACAUGAUCAGAAUCUGUUAUUUGAUUGUUGUAUGAACAAUGGUUCUCGUGAGGCAACAUCAAACUCAGAAGGUAGUUCAGUCAGCCAUCAACUUGACUCUGUGAAAGAUAAAAUGGAGAAGAGAAAUUUCCCUCGUGUGGCGAGGUUGAUGAUAUCUUUCCUGGUCAGACUAAUACCAUUUUCACAUAUUCUAAGACUGGAAUUUUGGAGAAGGCAGAACAACAAUGUUUACCCAUCUAAUUUGGUGGAAAACAUCACCGACACUAAUUCAUCAGCGCCUGAAGCUGUGGAAGAAGACCAUGUCCUUCCAUGUUUACAGCGUCUUCAACAACUAGAAAAAGUAUAUGAGGAACUCAGCAAUAAGCCUGCCACCAUUCCAUUAGAAAAAGAACGAAUGCUUAUGCAAUCUUUAGACAGGAUUAAGUCAGUUGAAUAUGAUCUUGAGCAAACAAAAAGAGUGCUGCAUUCUGCCGUGGUGAAGCAAGUUGAGAUUGCUAAUUUGCUGGAGAAUCUAGAUGAGUCCAGAUUUCAUCGAAAGAGACUGUUCUGUUAAAUAGGUAAUCGUAGUGGAUAAGAGUAAAGAAGUAUGAUGCAGAAGCUACAGCAAGCAAUAUACAGGCUGGGAAGAGGCACUUGGAAUUUGGAAUACAGUUUCUCUUCCCCAUCCCUCUUUUAUUUUUCUUUUUUCUUUUCUUAAAACCGGGCUGUAACCUUUUGCUGCUUUUGGAACAGAACAGAGCAGAGAUGAAAAGAAUGAAUGAAAUUUUGCACAAUGCGGCAUCACUCUGUUACCGGGAAAUAUUUUCUAGGUCUUAUAACUCCUUAGAACAGGUCCAGUGCCAUGUAUAUAAAGAAAAUUACAGUGUAACAGAGAUUCUAAGUAGCUUUCAGGCCAACAACCAACGCCACUAUUUUCAUAUAUCCUUGCAUUACUUAUUAGUCAACCGAUACUGUUAUAACAAUCUAACAUAGUUCAACUCUAUUUACUUGCAAUAAUAAUCAGAAGAUUGUUCAUAGUUGAACUAUAAGUGAGAAGAAUCCUGCUGCUAAAGGUUGAGCUGAUAUGAGAUUACUUGAUGAGUGGGCGAUCUUGAUUCCGGGUGAACACGAAUGUGCUUCUGAGUUCAGAAGUGUAGUUCUCAGAAGUAGUUUUGGAAAAUCUAUGCCAUGGUGGGCUGGAGCAUCAUUGAUCAUCAACAUUAUUAAUUAGAGUGUGAGUUUCUGGCGACAGCGCGAUUUAGUUGGAUAGCCUAAUUUCUCAUUAGUAUAGAUAGUGACCUCAGUUCAUAUGUGCAACAGUGGGAAGGAAAUGCUUCAAUGCUUUUAUGAAUUGU
Argentina anserina (silverweed cinquefoil) is the source of this 2998-nucleotide messenger RNA. Its product is annotated as phosphatidylinositol/phosphatidylcholine transfer protein SFH13. Lineage: Eukaryota; Viridiplantae; Streptophyta; Magnoliopsida; Rosales; Rosaceae. The record is from RefSeq and is a predicted model, not a curated record. The transcript is spliced from 15 exons. Bases 358 to 2217 code for a protein of 619 amino acids.